GCAGUGCGUGCCCUCCGCAGAGCCACAAGCGCACACCGUGGGGCAGCCCCCUUCGCUCCCCGGCCGCUGUGCGGGACGUGCCGGUCGGGGGGUGGCAUCCCCCCGCCCCAGUCUCGGCUUUCCGCCGCGCCGGGCCCCGCCCAGGAGGAGGGCAGCGCUGCCCAGCGCCCGGGGGCUGGGCCGGGCGGAGGGGCCGCCCCGCCUCUUAGUCGGCAGCAGCUGCUGCUGCAGGGCCGCAGCCGCCCGUGGGCCGCCGCCAUGCCGAGCUCGCUGAAGGAGGAGACGGCGCUGCUGCUGGAGGACUACUUCCAGCACCGCCGCGGCGGCAGCGCGCUGCCCCCCAGCCCCACGGCGGCCACGCUGCGGCGGGCGGCGGCCGAGCUGGAGCGGCAGGAGCGGGUCUUCUUCCGCUCCUGCGCGCCGCUGGCGCGGGCCGAGCCGCAGGAGGCGACGGCGCUGCUGGGGCGGGUGGCGGUGCAGCUGGAGGCUGACGGCGGCCUCAAUUGGGGCCGGCUGCUGGCGCUCGUGGUGUUCGCCGGCACGCUGGCGGCCGCGCUGGACGAGCGGGGCUGCGCCGACGGGCCGCGCUGCCUGGCCGCCGCGCUGGCCGCCUACCUGGCCGAGGAGCGCGGCGAGUGGCUGGAGGCGCACGGCGGAUGGGAUGGCUUCUGCCGCUUCUUCAGUAGACAGGGCUCCGAGACAGCUGAGCAGAGCAGUACCAUAAGCAACGCGAUCAUGGCCGCAGCAGGAUUUGGAAUAGCAGGAUUGGCUUUUCUCUUGGUGGUGCGGUAGGCUGAUGAACGGAUCUUGCCACGGGGAAGUACUCUCAAAACUGACAAUUUACCAGAUUUCACUCUAUUUUCUAUAGAACAGACCCUCUAAGAAGAAGUUUAUAUUUUUAAACUUGCUCGGGAAACUGUCUUGCCAAAUCCUUGGCUAUAAACUGCUUCACUCGCUACCCAGUAACAGCACAAACAAAUGUGUCCUAAACCACCAUUUGUGCAUGUUCAAAACCUGUCUACAAACAUCCUCUGGACUUUCUUAUUGAAGGUGUAACCUAAGCUUUAGCAUGGUUCAUGUACUGUAACUUCUGAGUGCUCGAUGUUAUGCUAGGAAAACGUUAUGGUGGACUUGCUACUACUAAACCCUCUGUUUGAGACGUCUUAUUUACAUAGAGGCAAGUCUUUGAACCUGCCUUCCAUUAAUACUGUAAAGUGGGCGAACGUUAACUGUGAUUUAACAUAGCUUAUGGCUUCAAAUGCGGUGCACAGCACUUGUUAGCAAAAGGCAACUCGUUGGUUGAUUUAGAGCAAUUAAAUGCCUGUGAUGCAAGAGGCAUUAGGGCUUGAUAUAACAUACAGCUGAUUUCCUUACACUACAAGAAGAUAAGAAUUGAUACAGGACGCUAAUGGCUGCAGUACUGGUUCUUACUGAAAGGAAUUUAAAUAUUAAACCUUAAUUGGUAUAUUGAAAUCCAGUGGAGGCUGGAAUUUCUCUGGAUUUCCUUGACAAAACAAGAAUUUCCAUAUAUCUUAAUAUAUUUUUGAAGUAUUUAUCACUGUAUAAUACUUGUAGCCAUAACAUCUUUAUUUUUGUUUAAAACUUAAUGCUGGUUCUUGUCACUCUAGUGCGUAUCAAGCGUUGUCUUGUUUGAGUAAUAUUUCACUCUAUUUUCAACAUGCUGUGUAUUUCUUUCAAUGGUUGUACAAAUUGCCUUAUGUUUCUGGUAGCUUUUAAUAACGUUCCUGGGUUACUCAUAGCGUGUACAAUUUUACUAUGGUGACUUCAAAGGUGAAUAAAUGUUGAGUAUUUUUAUUUUAAAAACCUUAA
Messenger RNA from Strigops habroptila (Kakapo), 1830 nucleotides. It is a transcript of the gene BCL2L10, whose product is annotated as BCL2 like 10. The transcript has 2 exons. Gene Ontology annotation, biological process: intrinsic apoptotic signaling pathway in response to DNA damage; extrinsic apoptotic signaling pathway in absence of ligand; regulation of apoptotic process. Gene Ontology annotation, molecular function: protein homodimerization activity; protein heterodimerization activity. Gene Ontology annotation, cellular component: mitochondrial outer membrane. The record is from RefSeq and is a predicted model, not a curated record. NCBI's taxonomy places the organism in Eukaryota, Metazoa, Chordata, Aves, Psittaciformes, Psittacidae. Bases 259 to 792 code for a protein of 177 amino acids.